GCCCCUCAGUGAGGGGUUUUCCCACAACAAGGGUCCACUUUUCUAAUCAAGCAGCAAGAGAUAGAAUGUCUGCUGAGGAGUUGACUAUGACUGAGGGCUAUCCUGUGGCCAAGAGAAUGUCAGCACAGUUUGAGGGGACGUUUGCAUAUGUGACAUUGAAAGAUCGUAUGCCCAAAAUCAUCACUCAAGUCAUAGACACAGUUAACAGAGAGGAGGCUACUGUCCAAAAACAACAUGGCGAGGCUGGGACAGAAGAUGUGAAAGGCGUACUGAGUCGUCUCUCCCAGCUACGCUACGAGUUACUGACCAACAAAGAGAUGACGGGAGUGGAAGAAGGCUGUGAUGUGGAGCAGUGGAGGGGAGUGUUCUCUCGCUACAAGGAGACCUUGCAAGGACAGGAACCACUGUGGUUCACUGUGUCCUGGCUGUUUGCAGAGUGCUACAUGUACCGCAAGAUAAUAGAGGCCUUCCAAAAGAGUUCCCUCAUGAAGGAUUUUGACCCAUUUCAGAGUCGCAAGGAGGCCUCAUUCCAUAACUCCCUCCAGCAGAUAACAGAGCAAGCUUCUCGUGUGCUGCGGCUGACCUCAGAGCCUCAUCUGGAACAAGCCUCAGAGCAAAGCCUCAGAGUCGACUUUGAACAUCUGGUACUGUUGUGCCUGUGGGGUAAUAAGAUGGAUCUCUCCAUGGUGGCUACAAUGGAUAACUAUGACAGCUCUGUGAAUGCUGACACUGCUCAACAAGGUCGUACUAAUCUACUGGCUGACCACACUCCUGCCCUCUGGGACCUCCUACAGUUAAUAAGACAACCAAAGAUCAAGGGACAGCCACGAAGAGUUGAUUUUGUUGUCGAUAAUGCUGGCUUUGAGAUAUUUACAGACCUGUGCUUUGCUGAUUGGCUUUUGAGUGUUGGAUUGGCUGAUGUUGUUCACUUCCAUUGUAAGCAGCUUCCUUGGUUUGUAUCUGAUGUGAUGAUCAAAGACUUCCACUGGACACUAGACACUCUGACUGCCUCCACUCAUGAAGCCUGCUCUGCCCUGGGACACAAAUGGAGGGGCCGGGUGGAAGAGGGGUCAUUUAUUGUCCUCGAUCACAGCUUCUGGACCACUUCCUACGAGUAUGCUGCAAUGGCAACCAUAGCCCCGGACCUUUAUAACAAUCUGUCCAAGUCCGAUCUCGUGUUCUUUAAAGGAGAUCUCAACUAUCGCAAGUUACUCGCUGACAGGAACUGGCUCUACACACAAGACUUCAGUACUGCUUUGGGUGGAUUCCAGCCGACCAACCUAUGUGCACUCCGCACCCUCAAGGCAGACCUAGUGACCGGGCUGGGAGCAGGGGUUGCAGCUAAUGCAGCCAAACAGAGCAAGGACUGGAUGACUACUGGACAAUAUGCCGUGCUACAAGUAGCACAGACUCAGUAACUUAAUUUUUAUGGAAUCACGUUUUGCUUGUAGUAUCUGAAUUACAUUUUUCAAUUAAUUAAUAAUAAUCUGA
This is a messenger RNA of Halichondria panicea, 1491 nucleotides long. RefSeq names its product damage-control phosphatase ARMT1-like. Lineage: Eukaryota; Metazoa; Porifera; Demospongiae; Suberitida; Halichondriidae. Gene Ontology annotation, cellular component: nucleus. Bases 66 to 1418 code for a protein of 450 amino acids. Gene Ontology annotation, molecular function: phosphatase activity. The transcript is spliced from 5 exons. Gene Ontology annotation, biological process: DNA damage response. The record is from RefSeq and is a predicted model, not a curated record.